CAGCACCGCCCAGCGCCGAGUCCCACCGCCGUCUACGCCAUGCGCCUGCUGCUGCCGCUCCUGCGCACGGGCUGGGGCUGGCGCGCGGGGCCCCCCGCUGCUGCCCGCUUGCCCCGGGGAACGAGUGCAAAGCCCGCGCCUCACCGCGCCAUGGCCCUCUACCGUACCGAGGGGCGCGGCCAGCCCUACGGCGGGCGGAGCGCGCAGGGGCUCCCGCGGCCACCCCGCUGGGGCCCUGCAGCCCUAGGCGAGCCCCUGCCGCCGUUCCGGGCUCACGUUCAUUCAGGCGUGGGAGGGACGCGCAGAGUCCGCCCUUGGGCCGCCUUUCUCGGCGGCGUAAUCAAGCUCCUCCUCCCGGGGAGGGCCGCCUGCAGUUGGAGGGGCAGGCCGAUCCUCGGAGGUGCUUCGUCCAGUGGGUCUUUUGCGGGGGCGACUCUGGCCAAGGAUCUUCUCUCCGAAGCAUGCGUUUGUACCCACAAGUUGGCACUCGGCAUGCUGUGCUGCAUCAAGAGCCUAGUGGGCCCCAGGGUCGCCCUGUCUCCUCCUCACACUGAGCAAGCCUCAGAGGGCGAAGCAAAUUGCAGGGUGCUGAGCUGGCCGGCCGGGUCGGAAAAUGACCCGUUUCCCAUUAUUCUCAUUUUUCGUGGCAGUCGUAUGCGGCGCUGUGUAGAGAAUGUAGCUGGUGACUACAUUUCCCCCUUCCAUGAUAUUCCUCUGAAGGUGGACUCUACAGAGGAAAAUGGCAUUCCUACAAAGAGAGCACGAAAUGAUGAAUAUGAGAAUUUAUUUAAUAUGGUUGUAGAAGUACCUCGGUGGACAAAUGCUAAAAUGGAGAUUGCCACGAAGGAGCCAUUGAAUCCCAUCAGGCAGGAUGUGAAGGAUGGCAAGCCUCGCUACGUGGCGAAUAUCUUCCCUCACAAGGGUUAUAUAUGGAAUUAUGGUGCUCUCCCUCAGACUUGGGAAGAUCCCCAUCGAAAAGACAAGAGUACAGACUGCUGUGGAGAUAAUGACCCUAUUGAUGUUUGUGAAAUAGGCUCCAAGGUUCUUUCUCGUGGAGAGGUUAUUCGUGUGAAGAUCCUUGGAAUUUUGGCUCUUAUUGAUCAGGGUGAAACAGAUUGGAAAAUAAUUGCUAUCAAUGUGAAUGACCCUGAAGCCGCAAAAUUUCAUGAUAUUGAUGAUGUCAAGAAGUACAAACCAGGUUACUUGGAAGCUACACUUAAUUGGCUCAGAUUUUAUAAGGUGCCAGAAGGAAAACCAGAAAACCAGUUUGCUUUUAAUGGAGAAUUCAAAAACAAGGCUUUUGCCCUUGAAGUUAUUAAAUCCACUCAUGAAUGUUGGAAAGCAUUGCUUAUGAAGAAGUGUGAUGGAGGGGCUAUAAAUUGCACAAAUGUGCAGGUAUGCGACAGCCCUUUCCACUGCACUCAAGAGGAAGCGAGAUCAAUAGUCGAACUGGUGCCGUCAUCACCGAGUAAGGAAGGAAAUGAAGAAGACGCAGAGCAUGUAUGGCACUUCCUUGGCAAGUGACUGGACCGUCUGCAGUUCUGCCAUCAAGACUCCAGUCUCCGAGGACCCCACGACUCCCACUUCCCCAAAUGCUAGAGACUGGCAGAGCUAUGGAAUUCACUGACCUCCUGAAACUUCAUUUUUUCCCCAAUUCUUUUUGAGAUAAACAAUAUGUAAAUAAAGACUGAAAUUUUUGAAUUA
Suricata suricatta (meerkat) is the source of this 1704-nucleotide messenger RNA. RefSeq names its product inorganic pyrophosphatase 2 (gene PPA2). NCBI's taxonomy places the organism in Eukaryota, Metazoa, Chordata, Mammalia, Carnivora, Herpestidae. The record is from RefSeq and is a predicted model, not a curated record. Gene Ontology annotation, cellular component: cytoplasm. Gene Ontology annotation, biological process: phosphate-containing compound metabolic process. The coding region runs from base 40 to 1524 and encodes 494 amino acids. Gene Ontology annotation, molecular function: inorganic diphosphate phosphatase activity; magnesium ion binding. The transcript has 13 exons.